AUUCCUGACGCCAUUGCCCACUGUAUAUCGGAGCGCACGGCCUCUCUUCCAGCAUCGCACCUGAAAAAAAAAAAAAAUCAAUCCCUCGUCAAGAUGCCCUUGUCUUCAAAGAAGAAGCUCAGCCCGAGCAAUGCUGCAGCAAACAAAGCCGCUACCGACUCCGCUCAGUCCUCGUCUAGUGAGGGACCUUCCACAGGGACGGGAAAGACAAAUAUUAAGUCGCACAAGAGGUCUCGUUCUGGCUGCUUUACCUGCCGCCUCCGUCGAAAGAAGUGCGAUGAGCAACACCCAUCCUGCGGUGCUUGCAUUAAUCUUUGUGUGAAAUGCGAGUACAAGCGCCCGAUCUGGUGGGGAAAUCCCGAGCAAAGGCGCAUUCAAAAGGAGCGCAUCAAGCACAAGAUCAAGCAAACCAAGAUGAACGAGCGCAAUGGAACACUUACUGUGGACCAGUCUGGCCGGAGCCGCAGCUUGGCUAUUACAUCGCCAGCGACUCCUGAGUUUGAAUUCAACCGGCCCGUCUUCGCAGAACAGCAGGACAUCUUUGCUUCGCAUUUGCCAACGCCAGCUAUGACUCAACCAAUCUUCGAGUCUUAUCCUCCAUUUGAGAUUGACGUCAAGACUGAGAGACAGACUUAUGUCAACGAUGUCCCCUUGCGACACGACUCCAUGAACUCCACGUUCAGUACCUUUGCUCCUCCGCAGUUGAACGCACCGCUACCGACUUUCCCCCAGGAAGAGUGGUUCCCCGACGAGUACUUCUCCCAGGCCCCUGCACUCCCCGGCAUCGAUCCGGCCCUAUGUGACCAGAGCAUCCAGCAGACCUACGCGAUCUUGCAGUCCAAUAUCCCGGUCAGUGACCAUGACCGGCCCUUGCUCGACCACUUCAUCAACAAUGUCUUGCGCAUUAUCUUUCCCAUCGUGGAGGCACACCAACGCGGGCAUUUACGAGCACAAGCCAUCCUGCAAGCAUUGGAAACUAACAAGACUUAUCUUCACUGCUGUCUCAGUGUUGCGGCGAUUCAUCUAAAGACCACGGAAGGCAUCGUUGGGGAGCAGAUUGACCACGACAUUAUGCGACACCGGUUCGAUGCGGUUUCCCAACUGUGCCUCGCACUGGGUGAAGAUACGAAACAUGAGGAGAUUCUGGACGCCACACUGGCGAUGAUCUUCUUCCAUUGCUCCGUGGGUCCCGCCGACGACUACCUGCCCGAUAUUCCCUGGUAUGAUCACUUCCAAGCCGCGUCGAACUUGGUGAGCCGGCUUGGUCUUUCGACCACGCCUCCAUGUGGAAACCCAUAUAUGCUUCCCCCCUUUAGUAUGACACUGACCUCGUGGAUUGACAUUCUUGGAUCAGCCAUGCAUGGAAGAACGCCUGAGUUUGCGCACACCUACCGUGCAAAACACCUAAGUGGAACGUCCUUAGGAUUGCGUGAGCUCAUGGGCUGCGAUGACCGCGUUAUGUACUUGAUCUCCGAAAUCGCAUGUCUUGAUGCAUUGAAGAAGGAAGGCAGAGUCGAUGCGAUGGCGGUUUGCUCCCACGUUUCGGCCCUGGGGCGACAAUUAGAAUUCACCGAACCCGCCGAUCAGACACUCGAGAGCCCCUACACCCUGGCAGGAGUCCUUCGCCCCGACAUCCUGACCAAGAACAUGACGGCCGUCUUCCGGAUCGCCGCGAGGAUCUACCUGUGCAGCCUGGUUCCCGGCUUCGACCGAACCCAGCAAAGCAACAUUAACCUGGUGGCAGCCGUUGCGAGCACCCUUCAGUAUAUCCCGACCGGUCAGAAUGGAUAUGAUCGCUCACUGGUGUGGCCACUGCUUGUCACAGGAGCGUUUUCGACACCAAACAGCUCCUUCCGGGCCGUUUUGGCAGAGCGGUCUGCCGCCCUUGGACACCACGCCGACCUCGGGAGCUUUGGACGCAUGUACCGGGUGUUGCAGGAAGUGUGGCGAGUGACCGACGACCCCAUCGAAACUUUCUGCCAGGUGGACGAUAGUCCCGUUGAGCCUUCAUCGUCGAGCGAUCCCAUCAAGCUUGAGCCAUCCGAGCCAUCCGAGGAGAUCGGCACCGACUGGGCGUUGAAAGAAAUCAAAAGACCGCAGAUUCAUUGGCGCGAAGUUUUGCUGCAGAAUGGGUGGAACUACCUUCUUAUUUAGAUUAUUCGCGUACUCCCCUCUCUUUCUCCAUGGGAUUGCAUCUCAUAACGUUUUAAGCGUCCCUUGAAGGGACCCAUUUCAAGCGGGCUUGAAUAUGCGACCAACUCGGAGAUCUCGAGAGUCAUAAUCUGCGCCAAGGGGAUAUCAAAUGAACGCAAAUGCUCUUACCGGUUGAGUGAUGGCUGGGUCUCAUCAUUCAUAACCACGACUGGGCUUGUUGCUCCGCCACAUUUGCUUUCAGGAAACGACCAUCUAUCCUGGACUGUGUCAACUUGGUGUCGGCUCUUGGAUCUGUUUCCAUUCUUUAUACAUACAUCAUCGGCUCUGUUUCACUGCUGGUCAGGAGAUCAUGACACGAAAGGCUACGAGGAACCACUGGACCUGUGGCGAUAGGUGCAGAAGCGCGGACAGUCAUACCCCCUUAUUAAGGUGUUCCGGCGUUAGGAGUGAAUUUGGCUUGUCUUGGGAAUUUAUAUAAAUAUAAAAAAAAGUCUCAUCUAUAUGCUGUUGGCACUGUAUUUCUCCAUGCAUGAUGACCUGAAUUGAUUCAACGGACUUAUAUUGCUUGAUAUCCUCCGUUCCUGCGUGUUUUGAAUAUGUUAU
This is a messenger RNA of Aspergillus alliaceus, 2757 nucleotides long. Its product is annotated as Zn(II)2Cys6 transcription factor. NCBI's taxonomy places the organism in Eukaryota, Fungi, Ascomycota, Eurotiomycetes, Eurotiales, Aspergillaceae. The transcript is spliced from 3 exons. Gene Ontology annotation, biological process: positive regulation of transcription by RNA polymerase II. The coding region runs from base 94 to 2154 and encodes 686 amino acids. The record is from RefSeq and is a predicted model, not a curated record. Gene Ontology annotation, molecular function: transcription cis-regulatory region binding; DNA-binding transcription factor activity, RNA polymerase II-specific; zinc ion binding. Gene Ontology annotation, cellular component: nucleus.